AUGAAGUUCGCAGUCGCCAUGUUGGUUUUCCUGGCCGCGGCCAUUCCCCUGAACGCUUACCAGCUCCCAGCUACGGGAUCCGGAGCUCUGGCCAACGAGAUGCAAGACUUCGUCGACAUACUGCCUGUCGACGAUAUAGUAGCUCUGUCAAAGGCCUAUGCAACCCAAGACGAGCAGUUCCGAGCUGUCAUGGCCUACUUGGGCAACACGGAGACGAAAGAGUGGGUGCAGUUCUUCGAAGCAGAGCCUAAAUUCAUAUCGCUGAUGAACUAUGUACAGAACAACGGUCUCGAUAUUUACUACCUGAUAAACAAGUUGAACGGAGCCCUGCGCAUACCACCGCUUGUCCAGAAGCUCAGAGCCUCACUGACUAUCUCCAAAGUUGAAAUCACUGGUGGACUCGAUGGAUUCCUCUCUGACCUGGGUAGAAUUAUCCCAUUGGAAGAGAUCUUGAAUAUGUUCACCAAGAAGCUGGAACACUCGAAGGUGGUCAAGGAUCUCACACACGAAAUUACAUCUAACGGAUUCCCUGAAUUUUAUUUCUCCAUUUUCAACAACGAGCACUAUAAACGGCUGGUAGACAUGGUUGCUACAGUUGGCGUGGACAGAGAAGUUUUCUUAGCCUAUACACCAUUAUUGCUCUCAACUUUCGUCAUUGUCACGUAA
Molecule: messenger RNA, 666 nt
Organism: Eufriesea mexicana
Lineage: Eukaryota; Metazoa; Arthropoda; Insecta; Hymenoptera; Apidae
Exons: 1
Coding region: 1-666 (221 amino acids)
Source: RefSeq, a predicted model, not a curated record